AUGAAUUUCUCAAGCAAUACUUGCACAUGCAAAACUGGCUACUUUGAUUCUUCAUCUAAUACAUGCAAACCUUGCACAGCUCCUUGUAAUACUUGCUCAGGAUCAGCCACGACUUGCUUAAGUUGUUUAGACUCAGAUAAUAUGAAUUUAUGAAGCACUAUGUGUUUAUGCAAAACUGGGUACUUUGAUACUUCAUCUUCAACUUGUAAAGCUUGCACUGCUCCUUGUGCUGAUUGCUCAGGAUCAGCAACUACUUGCAAGAGAUGUAUGGACUCGGAUAAUAUGAAUUUAUCACGUAACACUUGUACAUGCAAAACUGGGUACUUUGACUCUGGAUCUUCAACAUGCAAAGCUUGCACUACUCCUUGUGCUACUUGUUCAGGAUCAGCCACUACUUGCUUAACUUGCAAAGACUCAGAUAAUAUGAAUUUAUCAAGUGGUACUUGCACAUGCAAAACAGGCUACUUUGAUACUUAA
Molecule: messenger RNA, 477 nt
Organism: Blepharisma stoltei
Lineage: Eukaryota; Ciliophora; Heterotrichea; Heterotrichida; Blepharismidae
Source: the annotation of a GenBank genome assembly